AUGGGUCGGGAAGCAAGGGGAUCAUCCGUGCUAGUUUUGUUCUUCUUCUUACUCGCCUCGUGUUGCCACGGUUCGAGGAACAUCCAAGCAUUCCACGUAGCAACGACGCCGACAUCGAAUAAUUCGGGCCACUUCCUCGGGUUCUUGCCGAGGUCAACACCCAUACCUCCUUCCGCUCCUUCCAAGCAGCACAACGACAUCGGUUUGCAAGGUUACGGCAAGCCUUGA
This is a messenger RNA of Spirodela intermedia, 228 nucleotides long. Lineage: Eukaryota; Viridiplantae; Streptophyta; Magnoliopsida; Alismatales; Araceae. The record is from the annotation of a GenBank genome assembly.